Molecule: messenger RNA, 1552 nt
Organism: Cricetulus griseus (Chinese hamster)
Lineage: Eukaryota; Metazoa; Chordata; Mammalia; Rodentia; Cricetidae
Source: RefSeq, a predicted model, not a curated record
GUCAUACUAUCCCAGCAUGGGCAUGAGCAGCUUGAAAUUGCUGAAAUAUGUCCUGUUUUUCUUUAACUUGCUCUUUUGGGUCUGUGGCUGUUGCAUUUUGGGCUUUGGUAUCUUCUUCCUGGUCCAAAACACCUAUGGAGUACUCUUCCGUAAUCUUCCCUUCCUGACACUGGGCAAUGUUCUCGUCAUUGUGGGCUCCAUUAUUAUGGUAGUUGCCUUCUUGGGCUGCAUGGGAUCAAUCAAGGAAAAUAAGUGCCUGCUUAUGUCGUUCUUUGUUCUGCUGAUGAUUAUUCUUCUUGCUGAGGUGACCUUAGCCAUCUUGCUCUUUGUGUAUGAACAAAAGCUGAACACAUAUGUGGCAGAAGGCCUGAAUGACAGCAUUCAACAUUAUCACUCAGACAACAGCACCAUGGCAGCAUGGGACUUCAUCCAGUCACAUCUGCAGUGUUGUGGUGUGAACAGCUCAAGUGAUUGGACCAGUGGUCCACCAUCUUCCUGCCCACCAGGUGCAGAUGUUCAGGGUUGUUAUAACAAAGCAAAAUUGUGGUUUCAUUCCAACUUUUUGUAUAUUGGAAUCAUUACCAUCUGUGUAUGUGUGAUACAGGUGCUGGGGAUGUCCUUUGCACUGACACUCAACUGCCAGAUUGACAAAACCAGUCAGGCCUUAGGGCUGUGACUUGCAACUGCCCUGAGCUUAAAAGACUUUUUUCUCUCUGGAAAUCCAAAACACCCAUAGCAUGAGGCCCUAAACAAUUACCUGCCUGCCUGGCAUUUUGGCUUUCUCUUACCUCUUCCUUCAUCGGGCCCCUGUUAUACAUCCAAGGAAGAGAAUAUUUGCCAUGAACUUCCCAUCUCAAGCAGAAGAAAAUCAUUCACCAACUGAUAGCAGUAGCCAUAUCCCUUAAAGAUGGUGAAACAUACAUGGGUGAACUUUUUGGAUGUGAAAGGCCAAAAGAACCCAUAGCCCUGGUGGCUUGAAAUCUAAGGAGAGCUGCAGGUAUGGAUAUAGCUCAGAGUACUGGCCUAGCAUAUGUGAGCCCCUGAAUUUAGUCCUAAGUCCUACAAAAGAUAGGUCCAAGUUUAAGUGUUAGACUGAACAAUUGUCAAGUCAGUCCCUAGACUCUAAAUCAUGCUAAUUUCACUCUACAUAAGAGACAACUAAAGGGAAUUUUGGAGUCAGAUUUUCUGGACAAUUGACAUACCCUGUUUCCUUUUGAAUAGGUAAUAGGAAUGCUACAUGGAUCUCUUCAAAGGGGAAUAUUUCAAUUUCUUUGUUAAAAUACCCUUUCUAUUUCUAUUCUAUCCAUCCAUCCAUCCAUCCAUCCAUCCAUCCAUCCAUCCAUCCAUCCAUCCAUCCAUGCAUCCAUCCAGAAAAGCCUAUCUAAUGUUUACUAUCCUAUCUUAAGCCAGUCUUAUAGCUUUUGAAUUAUAUAGCCAUAGAGCAACCCAAAAGUACUAAUAUCUUCAAUGUGUUAGUUGAUAAUCAUAUUCAUGUUUAUGUUGUUAUUUCUAUACCAAAUAAAGUUCUGUUAAGGUAUUUUAAUAAACAAAA